UGUUUGUUGAACUGCUUUAUCAACGAGUCUGCGACACCCAUCAAGCAGCUCCUUCAGCUUCUUUCUUUCCAUUGCCGUUCAUUCUCUUAAUAAUACCUUUUCUUCCUGAUGUCUUCUCCGAGUCCAAUUCCUGCCGGCAAAGGCAUCCCCGAUUUCGCGUCGUCAGCACCUCCUUCAUCUGUUUGGGAUCGAAUAUCAACAUGGGCGUCGGAGAACAAAGCUGUUGUGUACACCAUUGCUGGAGUUGCAAUCGUUGUCACGGGAGCUGGUGUUGCAUAUUACUUGACUGAUACAAAAACGACGACAGUAGGACGAGACACACCGAAAAAGUCGUCUAAGAAGGAGAAGCGGAGGAAAAAGGAAGAAGAGAAGAAGCCCGCAGAUGUCGAGAAAGGUGCAACAGAGACUAAACCCAAAGCGCCGACGGUCGAGUCCGCCGACGAGCUGCCCGAGGUGGACGAGACAACAGUUGGUAGCCUCUCCGAACAAGAAAGGAAGGAAUAUGCUGCGAAGCUGAAGGCUGCGGGAAACACGGCGUAUGGCAGCAAAGACUACAACAAAGCUAUCAACUUAUACGGCAAGGCUAUCCUCUGCAAGCCUGAUCCAAUUUUCUACUCGAAUCGCGCCGCAUGCUACAAUGCUCUUGGUCAAUGGGAAAAGGUCAUUGAAGAUACGACUGCUGCUAUCAAUCUCGAUAAUGAAUACGUCAAGGCCUUGAACCGAAGGGCAAACGCAUAUGAGCAUCUCGAGAAGUUCAGCGAAGCCCUGCUUGACUUCACUGCUAGCUGUAUUAUCGAUGGAUUCCGGAACGAAAGCAGCGCGCAAGCUGUAGAAAGAUUGCUCAAGAAGGUGGCCGAGGCAAAAGGGAAGGAAAUUUUGGCCAGCAAGGAUAAGCGUUUGCCCAGCCCAACCUUCGUUACAAACUAUCUACAGAGUUUCCGAGCGCGACCUCCUCCUACCGGAUUGGAGCUCGGUGCUGAGAUUCCAGAAGAUACCGGAAAGGGGCAACUGCAAUUAGGUCUGCGCGCGAUGGAUAAGAAGACGGGGGACGGAUAUGAGGAGGCCGCAGCAGCAUUUGACAAGGCCCUGGAGCUAGGCGACCUUGGAGAGUAUGAAGCGUUCGCCUACAACAUGCGAGGAACAUUCAGAUACCUCAGGGGUGAAAAUCUGGACGCAUUGAGCGAUCUGACAAAAAGCGUUGAUCUACAACCAGCAUUGACCCAGAGCUUCAUCAAGCGAGCAAGCAUGCAUUUGGAACUUGGAAACAAGGACGCUGCUGCGGAUGACUUCGAGAAGGCUAUGGAACAGAACAGUGACGAUCCUGAUAUUUACUACCAUCGUGCUCAGUUGCACUUCAUCCUCGGAGAAUUUGCCGAGGCAGCCAAAGACUACCAAAAGUCCAUUGACCUUGAUGGGAAGUUCAUCUUCUCGCAUAUCCAACUUGGUGUCACGCAGUACAAAAUGGGAUCCAUUGCAUCCUCAAUGGCCACAUUCCGAAGAUGUAUCAAGAACUUCGACAAGGUGCCGGAUGUGUAUAAUUACUAUGGAGAACUGCUCCUAGAUCAGCAAAAGUACCAAGAAGCUAUCGAGAAGUUUGACACGGCCGUGGAAAUGGAGAAACAAUCGAAACCUUUGGGCAUGAACGUUCUGCCCUUGAUUAACAAAGCAUUAGCCUUAUUCCAGUGGAAGCAGGAUUUCGCGGAGGCAGAGAAACUGUGCCAAAAAGCUCUCAUCAUCGACCCUGAAUGUGACAUUGCCGUUGCAACGAUGGCGCAGCUCCUGCUCCAACAAGGCAAGGUCACAGAAGCCCUGACGUAUUUCGAGCGUGCCGCUGAACUCUCUCGAACCGAAGGGGAAAUCGUUAACGCCUUGUCAUACGCCGAGGCCACUAGGACACAACUCGAGGUCCAAGAAAAGUAUCCGCAGCUCGCAAACAGAUUGCAAGGGAUGAGCGGUGGGUUUGGUGGUGGUGCCCCAUCCACAAUGCGCUAAGUAAAAAGGUGUUGGGACGGGUCGGGGCAUGCAAGUUGCCUGCUCGUGUGUUAGAAGUGAGAUGGAUGUCGAUAUGCAGAGGUGUGGGGGCAUAGUCAGGGGAUGGGCUACGCCGUUUACGUGUAACUAAUACUCUUCACUCACCGAGGAGAGUGUGUACAGUACAAAUGAAGGACGCACUUUUCCAUCAUAUUCUGUUUCGUGUUGUCGAGGCAGAAUUCAAGAUCACGAGCAAACAGGGGUUGGCUCUAUGGUCAACUUGAGGGCCGUAAGGAGUAUUGAAUUAGCUCCUUCCGUGAUUCCAAUUCCAACAUUGUUGUCAGAACAACCA
Messenger RNA from Hyaloscypha bicolor E, 2323 nucleotides. Its product is annotated as mitochondrial precursor protein-like protein import receptor tom70. Bases 109 to 1992 code for a protein of 627 amino acids. The transcript has 4 exons. NCBI's taxonomy places the organism in Eukaryota, Fungi, Ascomycota, Leotiomycetes, Helotiales, Hyaloscyphaceae. Gene Ontology annotation, biological process: intracellular protein transport. The record is from RefSeq and is a predicted model, not a curated record. Gene Ontology annotation, molecular function: protein binding; protein-transporting ATPase activity. Gene Ontology annotation, cellular component: mitochondrial outer membrane.